Messenger RNA from Schistocerca piceifrons (Central American locust), 3401 nucleotides. RefSeq lists its product as uncharacterized. The transcript has 2 exons. Lineage: Eukaryota; Metazoa; Arthropoda; Insecta; Orthoptera; Acrididae. The record is from RefSeq and is a predicted model, not a curated record. Gene Ontology annotation, molecular function: catalytic activity. The coding region runs from base 362 to 1495 and encodes 377 amino acids.
UGAAAAUUAUGGCUUUUAAUUUGUAAGCAAAAAGUUGUCAGUAUUUUUCACUUGGUCCAGAAGUGAAACUAAAUACUUACUAAUAUGCAAAUUAAUAAUACCCAGGAACACAACAGUUAAUUUCCUAAAUAAAAAGUAUGAGCACCUCACUACACCAGUCUCUCACGUGAACCAAUGUAUUAUCCAAUCUCAUCUGCCCACACCUUGAGAUCCUGUCACAUUCAUUGUCAUGUUUCAAAAUCUCUGUAUUUUCUCAUUGAGGAACUUUGUUUGCCAACCCAGCCUCUGCAGUUAUAAACCAUAUGCCUUUCUUCUGUAAUAGUUAUUGAUUCUAUAUCUGGAGCUUAAAGGGUUCUAUCGUAUGCUUGUUUCAGAGCUGACAAUGAGUGACAUAUAUUUUUAUUGCAUUUUACCACCCAUGUACGAGUGUAGUUCCCUCAACAUACUAAAUGCUCCAGAACAGGAGGAAAUUCAAAGUGACAAACUAAAAGUACCAUUAAGGCUCAUGCACUUAAAUAUACAAUAUCUUAUAAAUAAGCUCAAUGUUUUGCAGACUUUUGUAAACGGUCAUUCACCUCAUGUAGUUGUGUUAACCGAGCAUGGACUGAAAUCUGAGGAAAUUAUUUACAUUAAACUAGAUGGCUAUUUCCUAGGAAAUAGCUACUGUAGACAGCAUCAUAAAGGUGGAGGUGUAGCAAUAUUUGUUAGAGAGCAGCUCAAAGUAAAUAAAUUAAACCAUCUAGAUCUGUAUAAUAGUGAAGGCUUGACUGAAGUGACAGGCAUUGAACUCCAUAUCAGAGGUUGCGGAAAGGGCACGGUGAAACAGAAAAUUAUUGGGAUUUAUCGUCCACCAAAAUCAGAGGUAGUGUGUUUCAUAGAUAUUUUUAGUAGAAUAGUGGGACACUGUGACCAAAAUGAGAUAACAAUACUUGGUGACUUGAAUAUAGAGGCAACAUCUUGCAAUAACCAUAACAGCAGGCUAAUAGAUACCCUUAACUCCUAUAAUCUUAUGAAUGCAGUAAAUUCAGAUACAAGAGUAACUCAGUCUACUUCUAGUAGAAUAGCCUACAUAAUACUAAGUAAAGAAGUAAAAUAUAGUAUUAGAUGCUGGAAUGUGGACGUCCACUUCUCAGACCACAAAUGUCAAUUUGUAGACUAUGAACACACAAGCUUCCAAGAAAUGACUCAGUUUGUAGAACAUAAAAGAAUGCUUAAAGAGAAAAACAAUAAUCCUUUUAAAAGUAAACUAACAUCUGAGGAAUGGCAACUAGUUCUUCAGCAAAAAGGGUCCAAAUACAAAUGGGCCAAAUUUUAUAAUAUUAUUUUACAAUAUCUUAAUUUUUGCUGCCCAGUGAAAGAAAUUAAGAAAGUAGUAACUCACAAGCAAAAUGUAAAAAACACCAGACUGACUCUUCCAGCUUACGUGAUUAAACUCGGGCAAAAUAUUGAGGAACUAAGUGUAUUACACAAGUCAACUAAAUUGCAAAUAUUUUAGGAUGUACAAUCAAUCUAAAAAACAAUUUCAGGAACAGCUCUCAAAUUUAAGAAAACAGAUCCUAGAUAAGGAAAUAGCUCAGUCAAGAAAUAUAGGGAAGACUUCAGGAAUAAAUAAAUAGAUAUUGCAAAGCUACCCAUAAGUUAGAUACUCAAGUUGACCGAAUCCAACAUGAAGGAAACCAUAUUAAUGAUCCAGAUAAAAUCUGCAAUAUAUUUAAUGAAUAUUUUAUAUCUUCAGCUGUGAAUCCAGUUAAUAACGCAGGUCUUACUCGGGUGGUAGAGCCUUACCCUAGGCUGGAAACUGCUUUUGCAUUUAAGGAAGUGAGUGUGGAGGAAACAGGAAAAAUAAUAAAUAACUUAAAGAAUAAGACCUCGUCUGGAUGGGAUGGACUGAGCAGUUUUAUAAUUAAAAAAUGCAGUAAGGAAUAAUUACCCAUAUGAUCUACAGUUGUAUCAGGGAGCACAUAUUUCCAAAUAUGUUGAAAAAAAGUACAGUUAAACCUCUGCAUAAAAAAGGAUUGAAGGAAGAGCUAUCAAACUUCAGGCCCAUAUCACUAUUACCAAUUUUCGGUACAAUAUUUGAAAUUGUUUUGUUGACACAACUUACUGAUUAUUUCACAAAGAAUAAUUUACUAGCAGAAACACAGCAUCGCUUCAGAAAGCAUCACAGUACCAUUACAGCAAUUACCAAAUUUCUCCACAAGGUGUAUGAUGCCCUGGAUGAAGGAAUGCAGAUAGCAGGGCUAUUCCUAGACCUUACUAAAGCAUUUGACUCAGUGAACCAUGAGCUACUAUUAAGCAAACUGAAAACUUAUAAUAUAAAUGCCAUAUCCAUUCAACUACUGAUCACUUAUCUAACCAAUCGUAAGCAGUGUACAAAGCUGAGUUAUGAAAUUAAUGAUCAGAUCAAACAUUUCCAAUCUAGCUAUGAAACAGUAAAACAAGGUGUACCUCAGGGCUCCGUAUUGGGCUCUUUCCUUUUCCUGGUCUAUAUUAAUGAUUUAGAGGUACCUCUGUACUCCCAAUUAGUAAGUUAUGCAGAUGAUACCUCACUUUUGUUCUUUUGCAAACAAACUAAUGACUUGAAAUUGGCAGCAACUGAUUGCUUAAGUCAAAUAACUGCUUACUUCCAUGAUCAAGGUCUAAAAGUCAAACAUUAGCAAAUCCCAGCUAUUACCAUUUAAACUUGGUAAUUCAUACCAAACCUCUAUUGAUAAUAUAAGUGGCAUCAAAAAAUUAGACACUGACAAAUGUAAAUUUUUGGAGAUAUACCUAGACGAAAAUCUUAGUUGGGUAGACCAUAUCAAUUUCGUAUGCAAUAAAAUCAGCAGUUCACUGCACUUAAUUAGCAAACUAUCAAAAUUAGUCUCUGAACAAACACUAAAAACUGCUUAUUAUGGGACAAUAUUUGCAUAUAUUAAUUAUGGAAUAGGGGUAUGGGGAUGUGGUGCUGAUAGACACAUGAACAGAAUCCUAACACUGCAGAAAAGAGCAAUCAGGACCAUGCAUUGACUAGGAUACAGAGAUUCAUGUAGGGAAACCUUUGUACAACAUAAAUAUCUAACAGUAUAUUCUCUGUAUCUGUACAAAUUAAUAACAUUCAUUGUGGACCAUAAAAAUAAUGAAACUAAGUGCUCUGAUGUGCAUACCCUUAACACAAGACAAAAAGAUUGUUUCUUAAGAAACUGAACUAAACUGAAGACAACAGAUCAUAGUCCUUGGAUCAAUGGCCAGAUAUGGUUUAACAAACUGCCAAGUGCUAUAAGAUGCCACAGAGCGUGCUGUAAAUUCAAAUACCUAUACUAUGUAACAACUGUAUGUUGCAUUAUGAAUUACUGUACCAUAUAUUGCCAAGUGCAUCACCCGUAAGUGGCACCUUGUACACGUGAAUUGCAAAUUCCUAC